Molecule: messenger RNA, 3386 nt
Organism: Monopterus albus (swamp eel)
Lineage: Eukaryota; Metazoa; Chordata; Actinopteri; Synbranchiformes; Synbranchidae
Product: solute carrier family 22 member 5-like
Biological process (GO): transmembrane transport
Cellular component (GO): membrane
Molecular function (GO): transmembrane transporter activity
Source: RefSeq, a predicted model, not a curated record
GGCUAUGGACAGAAGAUCAACUUUAACUUUUUCACAACAUGUUACUACAGUAGUGAAGUCGUUACAUGGUAAGAAAAACCAUUGAAAGAAUUUGUAAUUGUUCGAUGAAAAAUCUUUUAUUCAGACAACUGCAAAAGAUCGAGCGUCAACAAAUUUGUGUGUUUGAAAAGUCUUUAAUUUUAAAGAGCGAAGUCGCUGCAGGAGUCAUAGCCUCUCUCUCACCUAGUUACUUCAGGAUCUGCACAUUCCCUACUUUGUACUUCCUAUCGGCCAGAGUGCAAUGACCUCUGGACCCUUUUAUCUCUGCAAAGUAUUUUUGAUCUAAGGUCAGAAAAACACUGUAGUUUUCUUUGUUACAGCGCCAUAAAAAUCUCAUGUCUUCUUGUCUUCUUUCCCAGAAGAGCAGACACUUGACACUGGCCUGUCCAGCAGCUUUCUACCUCUCAAAUUCAUGACAACUUCUCUUAUUGUGAAAUACAUCAAUCCUUUCUCAGUGUAGGUGCCAGAAAAAGAUCACUUUCCCCUUAUCCUCAGGUUAUAAAGAAGACCUAAAAACUGUGACAGAAAUAAUGCCCUUUAAUGUUGUAAAACCUCAUAGUUAAAGCUUCUCACAAUAGUUGCAGUAUGUUGAGAAAAGAGAACUAAACUAUGACUGUGCAGACUUUAAAUGCAUUGUAAACACCUCACCUUGAUUGCAGCUACGGAGGCAUGUGCUUAGUUAUUUGUUCAGGUGGGGAAGUGAAUGGAUUACAUGCAGGGCCGGGGUUUUUGUGCUACACCGCCCAGUAUCACACUGUGGCCUGAGGAGGAAUGAUUGCAUGCACUACUUGUGUAGCACAGACAGAGUUCUACAGUAAAUUCAGUAAAUGAACAUGUGAAUAUCAGUAUGCAAGCAUAUGUUUCCUUCUAUGUAGUUGGGGUAUUUUAGCAGUUUACUGUACAUAUAGUUAAAUAAACAUUAAGUACAAUUUCCAGCCUGCAGUGUGUGCUGGAUUGCUACAGUUGAUGCUUGCCUCUUUAGUGUGACUAAAAAAAUAGUCUAGUGGGAGUCUAAUGCUACUUAGCAACAUUUAGAGUACAGGCACGUGCACUUCUUUGGGGUAAUUUAAAGUGUGGAAUGUUGUUUAGAGAAAAUACCACUUUGGCCACAGUGGUGCGGGGGCUGGGUAGAUACAGUAGCUCGACCACUCUAAAGCUUCAGUGAAUCGAAUCAUCAGUGACUUCACAUUCACUAAUCUCAAAGAAAUUGGUUUCCUGUGUACUAAUGAACUGGGAGAGAUAAUGCCACUGAGAUAAACAAGAAAGGAGGUUUAAUAUUUUCUCAGGACUGUGAACUUUUUCAGCUGUGACUCCAUCCCACCAGCGGACCAGCUUACAGUACUCUACCCCACAGACAGCUCAGCACUCUGGUACUAAGCUCGAGUCUUUAAAAGGGAUACCACGUCACGUACUCUGAAGAAUUUCAGAGGGACUUUUUUCUCCCUCAGGAGCAGGGAGCCGUUUCUUUUUAUAUAGAGAAUGGGAGACUAUGAUGAAGACAUUGCAUUCCUUGGACAGACUGGGCCUUAUUUCUGGACCACGUUCUUCCUCCUAAACACAGUUUUUGUCUCAACUGGAUUCAAUGGACUUUACAUGGUCUUUGUCGGAGCAGCACCAAAACACCACUGUUUAAUUCCAGAUGUUAAUCUAACUGAGCAGUGGAGGAAUGCCAUCAUUCCCUUUACGAUAGUUGAUGGUGAAGAGGUGCUGAGCCAGUGUAGCAGAUAUAGGCUGGAUGUGGUUAGAAAUCUCUCCACCGAGGGAUUUAUUCCUGGAAAGGAUGUCAACCUCACUAACCUGGAGCAGGAGGGAUGUGUGGAUGGCUGGAGCUACAGCAAGGAACUCUACCAAUCCAACAUAGUCACAGAGUGGGACCUUGUUUGUGACAACCAGUGGAAAGUUCCCUUUGCAUCCUCGACUCUUUUUGUGGGAUACCUCAUUGGAUCUCUGAUCUCAGGACAGCUAUCUGACAGGUGUGGGAGGAAGAAGGUUAUUUUCAUCUCUCUCGGGGCCCAGUGUAUCUCAGUCCUGCUCCAGUCCUUCUCUCAUUCAUGGAGGAUGUUCUGUAUCAUGUUCCUCUUUGUUGGAGCCUCCCAGAUAUCCAUCUAUAUUUCUGCUUUUGUGCUAGGAACGGAGGUACUGAGUAAAACAAUGCGAGUGCUCUUCACAACCCUUGGGGCCUUCCUUUUCUAUUGCAUUGGAUAUAUGACAUUACCCUGGAUUGCAUAUGGCAUCAGAGAAUGGAGGACUCUGCUUGCUGUUCUCUCCAUGACUUCUGUGGUCUACAUCCCGCUGUGGUGGUUCAUCCCAGAGUCUCCUCGGUGGCUGAUUACUCAGGGGAGAGUGGAGGAGGCCGAGGCCACGGUCAGAGAUGCUGCAAGGAAAAAUAAAGUUGAAGCACCACCAGUAAUUUUUAAAGAAACUGAGCAACAGGCAACGUCUCUGAGCAAGAAAUACACCAUACUUGAUGUUCUCAAAUCUAAGAACAUGAGAUGUGUCACCCUGAUGUGUCUCGUUCUGUGGAUGGCAAUAAAUAUUGGGUAUUUUGGUUUAUCCCUGAAUACCUCUAAUCUGAGUGGAAACCCCUUCAUGAACUGUUUUUAUUCGGCUACCACAGAGGUCCCUGCCUAUGUCGUUUCUACUUGGCUGCUAAAGAAAUGUCCGAGGAGAGCGCUUCUGUCAUCGCUCCUUGCCACUGGAGGAGGGGUUCUUCUGCUCAUCCAGUUCAUUCCUGAUACCCUUCAGUAUGUCGCUCUGGCUCUGGAGAUGACUGGGAAGUUUGGCUUCACCAUGGCCUUCAGCACCGUCUACAUCUACACUGCUGAGAUUUACCCCACUGUACUCAGGAAUGUCGGCAUGGGACUAUGCUCUUCUGCUGCACGCAUUGGCAGUAUCACAGCUCCUUAUGUCAUUUAUUUAGGUACUUAUUAUAAGGGUCUGCCUUAUAUUGUAAUGGGAAGUCUCACAGUUGCCUCCUCUGUAGUUAACGUUUUCCUUCCCGAGACCCUCAGCAAAGAUCUCCCCGAAACAGUGGAGCAGAUGCAACAAUAUCAGGGGUUUUGCUGUAGACAUCAAAAGAAGAAAUGUUUCAAAAAUGGAGCAAGGGAUAGCCCGUCCUUACAACCUGGGGCCAAAUCUGAUGUGCAGGCUAUUGCUCUGUAGCGUCCUGGGCAGCCUUGCUUAAUUUUUUUAAAUUAAAGUAACAAUUUUGAAUCUAAAUAUAAAAUCACAAACUCCAUCUCUGAUUUUUUUACUCAGUUGAUGAUUGUUAAUUCAAGAACAUUUUAUAGAAAUGUUGCAAAAAAAAUAAAUUUAGUUUUUGUAUAAAAUUGAAUUACAUGUAUAUC